CGCGCUGAGUGUUUGUCUGCCUCGGAGGGCUGGGUCCUCCUUGUUCACAGGUGAGUCACGCCCCGAAACACGGGCUCUCUUCCUGUCGGGACUGAGUCAGGUAGAAGAGUCGAUAAAACCACCUGAUCGAGGUAAAAGGAAGGCACAGCGGGGCGAGGACUCGGCGCCCGGCAGCCACCCGCAGCGGCGGAGCGCAGCCCGGCCAUGCCCGCGCUCUGGCUCAGCUGCUGCCUCGGCGUCGCCCUCCUGCUGCCCGCAGCCCAGGCCACCUCCGGGAGGGAAGUCUGUGAUUGCAAUGGGAAAUCCAGACAGUGCAUCUUUGACCCGGAGCUCCAGCGACAGACGGGCCAUGGGUUCCGCUGCCUCAACUGCAAUGACAACACCGCCGGGAUCCACUGCGAGAGGUGCCGGGAGGGCUUUUACCGGCAGCGGGAGAGAGACCGCUGCCUACCCUGCAACUGCCACUCAAAAGGUUCUCUCAGUGCCGGAUGUGACAACUCUGGACAGUGCAGGUGUAAGCCGGGUGUGACAGGACCCAGGUGUGACCGAUGUCAGCCAGGCUUCCACAUGCUCACUGAUGCUGGGUGUACUCGGGACCAGAGACAACUAGAUUCCAAUUGUGACUGCGACCCAGCUGGCAUCUCUGGACCCUGUGAUUCUGGCCGCUGUGUCUGCAAACCAGCUGUCACUGGAGAGCGCUGUGACAGGUGCCGACCUGGAUACUAUCAUCUGGACAGGGCCAACCCUGAUGGCUGUACUCAGUGUUUCUGCUAUGGGCAUUCAGCCAGCUGCCACAGCUCUGCAGACUUCAGUGUCCACAAGAUCACCUCAAGUUUCUCUCAGGAUGUCGAUGGCUGGAAAGCAGUUCAGAGGAGCGGGGCUCCAGCAAAACUCCACUGGUCACAGCGUCAUGGGGACGUGUUUAGUUCUGCCCGAAGGUCGGACCCGGUCUACUUUGUGGCGCCUGCCAAGUUUCUUGGUAACCAGCAAGUGAGUUAUGGGCAGAGCCUGUCUUUCGACUACCGUGUGGACAGGGGAGGUAGACACCCGUCUGCUUACGACGUGAUCCUGGAAGGUGCUGGUCUGCAGAUCAGAGCUCCGCUGAUGCCACUUGGCAAGACGCUUCCCUGUGGACUCACAAAGACUUACACAUUCAGACUAACUGAACACCCAAGCAGUCGCUGGAGCCCCCAACUGAGUUACUUUGAGUACCGAAGGCUGCUGCGGAACCUCACGGGCCUCCUGAUCCGAGCUACAUACGGAGAGUACAGCACCGGGUACAUCGACAACGUGACCCUGAUUUCUGCCCGCCCUGUCUCUGGAGCCCCAGCACCCUGGGUUGAGCAUUGUGUAUGCCCCGUGGGGUACAAGGGACAAUUUUGCCAGGACUGUGCCUCUGGCUACAAGAGAGAUUCGGCAAGACUGGGGCCUUUUGGCGCCUGUGUUCCCUGUAACUGCCAAGGGGGAGGGGCCUGCGACCCAGACACAGGAGAUUGCUACUCAGGGGAUGAGAAUCCUGACAUUGAGUGUGCCGACUGUCCCAUCGGUUUCUACAAUGACCCACACGACCCCCGCAGCUGCAAGCCAUGCCCCUGUCACAAUGGAUUCAGCUGUUCGGUGAUGCCUGAGACGGAGGAGGUGGUGUGCAACAACUGCCCCCCUGGGGUCACAGGUGCCCGCUGUGAGCUCUGUGCCGACGGCUACUUUGGGGAUCCCUUUGGGGAACGUGGCCCAGUCAGGCCUUGUCAGCGUUGCCAAUGCAACAACAAUGUGGACCCCAGCGCCACUGGGAACUGUGACCGGUUGACAGGCAGGUGUUUGAAAUGCAUCUACAACACAGCCGGUGUCUACUGUGACCAGUGCAAAGCAGGUUACUUUGGGGACCCCCUGGCUCCCAACCCAGCAGACAAGUGUCGAGCCUGCAACUGCAACCCCCUGGGCUCGGUGCCUGGAGAGUGUCGAGGCGAUGGCAGCUGCGUUUGCAAGCCAGGCUUCGGGGGCCUUAACUGUGAGCACGCGGCCCUAAUGAGUUGUCCUGCUUGUUACGAUCAAGUGAAGAUUCAGAUGGGCCAGUUUACCCAGCAGCUCCAGGGUCUGGAGGCCCUGGUUUCGAAGGCUCAGAGUGGUGGUGGCGGCGGCGCAGUCCCCAGUGGAGAGCUGGAAGGCAGGCUGCAGCAGGCUGAGCAGGCCCUUCGGGACAUUCUGAGAGAAGCCCAGAUGUCAGAAGCUGCCAAGAGAACCCUCAGUCUCCAGCUGGCCAAGGCAAGGAGCCAAGAGAACAGCUAUCGGAACCGCCUGGAUGACCUCAAGAUGACCGCGGACAGGGUUCGGGCCCUGGGCAGUCAGUAUCAGAACCGAGCUCAGGAUACGAGCAGGCUCAUCUCUCAGAUGCGUCUGAGCCUGGCAGAAAGCGAAGCUUCCCUGCAAAACACUAACAUCCAUUCCUCAGAGCACUUUGUGGGGCCAAAUGGCUUUAAAAGUCUGGCUCAGGAGGCCACGAGAUUGGCAGACAGCCACGUUGAGGCAGCUAACACAAUGAAGCAACUAGCAAGGGAAACUGAGGACUAUUCCCAACAAGCGCUGUCAUUGGCCCGCGAGGCUCAGCGUGGAGGAGGUGGAGGUGGCGUCCUGGACAGCUCCAUGGUACAAGGCCUUAUGGGAAAAUUAGAAAAAACCAAGUCCCUGGCCCAGCAGCUGUCAAGGGAAGGCACUCAAGCUGGUAUUGACGCAGAUAGGUCUUAUCAACACAGUCUCCGACUCCUGGAUUCAGCAUCUCAGCUGCAGGGAAUCCAUGAUCUGUCCUUCCAGGUAGAAGCAAAGAGGAUCAGACAAAAAGCCGAUUCUCUCUCCAACCUGGUGACAGGACAAAUGGACGCCUUCACACGUGUGCGAAACAAUCUGGGGACCUGGGAAAAAGAGACAGAGCAGCUUUUACAGACUGGGAAGGACCGGAGACAGACAUCAGACCAGCUGCUUUCCCGUGCCAACCUUGCUAAAAGCAGAGCCCAAGAAGCACUGAGUACAGGCAAUGCCACUUUUUAUGAAGUUGAGAAUAUCCUGAAGAACCUCAGAGAGUUUGAUCUCCAGGUUGAAGACAGAAAAGCAGAGGCUGAAGAGGCCAUGAAGAGACUCUCCCAUAUUAGCCAGAAGGUUGCAGACGCCAGUGACAAGACCCAGCAAGCAGAAGCGGCCCUGGGGAGUGCCGCUGCCGAUACCCAGAGGGCUAAGAAGGCAGCUGGGGAGGCCCUGGAGAUCAGCAGCGAGAUAGAACAGGAGAUAGGGAGUCUGAACUUGGAGGCCAACAUGACAGCAGAUGGGGCCUUGGCCAUGGAAAAGGGACUGGCCACUCUCAAGAGCGAGAUGAGAGAGGUGGAAGGGGACCUGGCCAGGAAGGAGCUGGAGUUUGACACGGAUAAAGACACAGUGCAGCUGGUGAUGACGGAAGCCCAGCAAGCUGAUGCCAGAGCUAAGAGCGCCGGAGUGACCAUCCAAGACACGCUCGACACAUUGGACAGCAUCCUACACCUAAUAGACCAGCCUGGCAGUGUGGAUGAAGAGGGGCUGAUGCUAUUGGAAGAAGAGCUUUUCCAAGCCAAGACCCAGAUCAACAGUCGACUGCGGCCCCUGAUGUCUGAGUUGGAGGAGAGGGCACGUCGACAGAAGAACCACCUCCAUUUGCUGGAGACAAGCAUAGAUGGGAUUCUGGCCGAUGUGAAGAACCUGGAGAAUAUUCGAGACAACCUGCCCCCAGGAUGCUAUAAUACCCAGGCUCUGGAGCAACAAUGAAGCUGCCAUAGAAAUUUGUCCACCGAGGUUCUUGGGACACAGACCUCAGGGAUCGGGAGCCAUCUCAUGUGGAUGGGACGGACUGAGGACGUUUGAGCAUGUUUAAUGGGUUUGUUCAGGUCUGUUGGACCCGAUUCCAUCCCUGAGACUAUGGGUAGAUGGAUGUCUUCCUGUACCAAUCUGGUACUGUUUGCUUCCUGGUGCUGGCAAUGGGGCAGGUAGCACUGGGAAUGAGACUGAUCAAGGACCAGCUGACCAACAAAUGUUGACCUCAGAACAGUCAUCAACAGAGACCUGGAAUAUACAAAGUGCUGCUGCAAGUAUGUCAGGACAAGAUAUCUAAUCUAACAUUAUGGCCGGGAAAGUACUCUUGCUUCACCCACUGCAAAUUUUUGUUGACCGGAUUUCCUCCAUUGCCCACCCAGUAGAGUGUGCCCUCUACUUUCAAGCUGAGUGCAGUGGGCAGGGCUGGGCAUAGGACCUGGAAAUCUGGCCCAUUUGGAACAACAGUCUCUGCUGCCACCCUCUCACCUUCACGCUCUUGGCCUGAGUGUGACAUCCUUCUCCUAAUGAUGCCAGAAUAACUUAGAGACGGCAUUUUUAUGGAAGCAUCUCUUACCAGCCAAGCAAUCACCUGGAACGUAUUUCCUUUGAGUUUCAAAGUGAUGUAAGAAAAUGUGUCUUGGGCAUUAAAGGAAGUGGAAUUGUCUAAAAGAUACAUUAAUCUUAAUCCAAUCCUCCUUUGCAAACACUAAAAUUCCUAUACAUCUGUAUAUUUUAUUUUAUUUUUUUUCUCUCUCUCCCUAAAUCAGGGUUAAUCCAUCCUUCUAACAUAUAUUUAUUGAGUUCCUACUAUGUGCCAGGGGUGAGUGGAACAGUACUGACAUUAUCUACCCUCAUGGAGCUGACUAUCUAGUGAGAAGGACAAACACUAAAACUAAUAAAUGGAAACUCCUAAGCCUUGUUCAUCUCAAGUGAUAUUUAUUGCAGUCACCCCUCAGCUUGAAACAUCGCUCAGUAGAGCAUGUGUUGCAAGACAGCCCCACGGGGGUACUUGAGUCAGGGCAAAGCUGAAAUUGUUUUGAGUUGUAUACACUUUUCUGUGUUCCAGCCGCCCCUCCACCCCUUCCCACAACAGACUAUUGCAACAGACCGUUGCAUCAUGGCAAUACCAGUGGGAAUCGCCAAAGGAACCAGAUGCACUUGGGCCUCAGCUCGGAAGACUUCUGUACUGUUUCAUGUCUGCAGUUCCUCAUCUUCUCAUGGAUGUGUGUUAAAUAAAGGAGCGUUAGAUGCUGGG
This is a messenger RNA of Peromyscus maniculatus bairdii (prairie deer mouse), 5086 nucleotides long. RefSeq names its product laminin subunit gamma 2 (gene Lamc2). The record is from RefSeq and is a predicted model, not a curated record. NCBI's taxonomy places the organism in Eukaryota, Metazoa, Chordata, Mammalia, Rodentia, Cricetidae. Gene Ontology annotation, biological process: tissue development; animal organ morphogenesis; axon guidance. Gene Ontology annotation, cellular component: basement membrane.